Apis laboriosa (Himalayan honeybee) is the source of this 1947-nucleotide messenger RNA. It is a transcript of the gene Aplip1, whose product is annotated as JNK-interacting protein 1. Gene Ontology annotation, biological process: regulation of JNK cascade. Bases 1 to 1716 code for a protein of 571 amino acids. The record is from RefSeq and is a predicted model, not a curated record. Gene Ontology annotation, molecular function: protein binding. Gene Ontology annotation, cellular component: cytoplasm. NCBI's taxonomy places the organism in Eukaryota, Metazoa, Arthropoda, Insecta, Hymenoptera, Apidae. The transcript has 8 exons.
AUGCGCGACGCCCACCACGCAGGAAUCAAUAGGGGGACGUCACGAGCGGCGUCGAAGCGUUGGUGCUCGGCCAUCGUCGUCUCCAACGCGAGCGACAUCUUGCCUCUACUUUCCGGGGGUCGACGAGCAGCUCUCCUCCAGGCCGUCACGGCCGCCUUCAGGAUCGACCCCACGCCGUGUGUUUUUUCAUUGGUCCACCGCAGAAUGGCCGACACCGAGUUCGAGGAAUUCCGACAUUACUUCGAAAGACUUCCGCAGCAUCUCAAGGCACCGCUCUCCAAUUACACGCUUGUUCACGAUGUGAUGAUAGACGAUUCGCCGACCUCGUCGCAGGAUAGCGAUGCGGAGGUGGAGAGAUCUUGCGACGGAGUCGCUGUCGAUUCCGAGGAUGAGGAAGUGGUGGUCAUUCAUCGACACGAUAAUCAAAGCGGACAUACUUCCGGAGAUGAUAGCGAAGAUCUUGAUCAUAAUUGUUCCAUUGUAGCUGAUAGCGACUUUAGGUUGGUAACCUCCUUGUUCGGUGGACUGAGCAGCAGGGGUCGAUCAGCAGGCGUCGGUGGACCGGGUCCUGGUGGAGGUAGUACUACCGGAUCCGGUAACGGUGGUAGAGAUAGCGUAGUCAGCGACGUCGGAGAUUCCUGUUCGAGUUUGAGUUCCUGGCCGACACCGGAACAUGUGCCCUCGAAUCGUCCUGGAAGCGGUAGCACCGAGCGCAGACGUCGAAGAUUACCGGAAAUCCCUAAAACGAAAAAAUCUUUACCUAUUGGACAAACGUCUAUGCAGUCCUCGUCGUCUCUAGCAGACGAAUUGAACGCAGCAACUGGUUCUAAUUCCAACCGACCGCAUUUAGUUUUACGAAAAUGUCAUUCAAGGCUUCGUCAUGAGGAUAGUUCACCCGAUAGCGAGCGAAUGGCCACCGACAGUGGCCAUUCUACUGCUCACUCGCCAGAAAAUGGGCCAAAAAGUGUAUCGCCGAUACCUUGUAACACAUUACAGAACACGGAUUCUGUUUCGCCGAGUAGUACACCAGGAAGCGGCGGUGUACCGUUUACUCAACUGGAACUAUUGGAGGCAACGCAUCGAGGAUUACACAAAUUCGUGCCAAGACACCACGAUGAGAUCGAUCUUGAAAUUGGCGAUCCUAUUUACGUUCAAAAAGAGGCCGAUGACCUAUGGUGUGAAGGUGUGAACCUGAGAACAGGUCGACAAGGUAUCUUCCCCUCGGCUUAUGCAGUCGACAUGGAUUACAGUGAUUUUGAUCCAUCGGCACCAAAAGUAAAAAGGGAACGAUACCUUUUAGGUUAUUUGGGUUCCGUAGAGACGUUGGCACACAAAGGCACUGGUGUUGUUUGUCAAGCGGUUCGAAGAAUCGUCGGAAAUUCACAAGAGUCACCUGUUUCACAAAGUUGUAUCUUAGAAGUAUCCGAUCAAGGUCUUCGAAUGGUCGAUAGAAGUAAACCACGGAAAAAUCAAGGACCUUGCCAUGACUAUUUCUAUUCGCUUAAGAAUGUCUCAUUCUGCGCCUUUCAUCCUCGCGAUCAUCGCUACCUCGGCUUCAUCACGAAGCAUCCUACCUUGCAAAGGUUCGCUUGCCACGUGUUCAUUGGCCAAGAAUCCACGAGGCCCGUUGCCGAAGCUGUCGGGCGUGCUUUUCAUCGGUUCUACACGAAGUUCAUCGAGACUGCUUUCCCGAUAGAGGAUAUUUAUAUCGAAUAGAUUAUACUGCUGGCCUGUCGUAUAGCAGCUAUGGAGGAAAAGAUAAAUCUCACAUUCCUUUGUCCCCUGUACAUACUGCCCUUAGUUGUAGAUAACUAAAAGAAAAAAAUGAUUAACGCGAAUCAAACACCCAAUUUCGAGCAACUUCGGGAAGCGUCACGACGGGACCGACUAUUCAAUGUCGUCUAAUUUUGUUUUAACAUUUUAUAAUUUAAUUUAUUAUAUUUUAUA